AUGGUAUUGGGUCGAAAACAGUUUUUAUUGAAAAAGUGUUGUCCGGAGAACUUUCAUGUGAAAACUACAUGUGUUAUAAAUACUAUUGGGAAUAACAAUUUCUCUGAUGUACCAGUUUACGAUUUGAACGAAGACAACUCGAAAUUUCAAGUUAAAGAGAAAUUUAACAGUAUGUUUCGUGUGGUUGCUAAUGCGUCCAUUACUCCUGGAAAAGAAAUAACUAAUGCUCAAUUGUAUGUUAAUGGCUUAAUAAUUACGGACAAUGACGUCAAAAAGCCAUCAAGCUUUUGUCUAGACUAUAAAGAAAAUGGCAACUCUACUGAAAUUGGCUUUUGGUUAAUAAAUAAUGGAACACAACAUCAGGAGAAGCCAGUAAAAGAUUUAGAACAAUCCUACAUAUCUAUUACUGCAUUAUUGACAUCAUGUGUGUUUCUCUCAUUGACAAUACUGGUAUAUGUUUUUCUACCAAAGUUACGAAAUCUGAAGGGCAAAAUCCUUUUAUCGUGUGUUAUCAGUCUUCUUGGUGCAUUUCUAGCAUUGGCGACCAUGCAAAUAGUUGAUAUAAGUGGUGCUACAGUACCACCGAGCUUUUGCUACAGUUUUUUUUCUUUUUUUUAUUUUUUCAUCCUGUCCAGUUUCUGUUGGAUGAAUGCUUUAUCUUUCAUGAUGUGGCGAGAUUAUCGGCGCAUGUUCGAUCGAAUGCCGAGAGCUAACAAUCGAGAGAUUGAAAAUAAACGCUAUAAGAAUUAUAUUGUCUAUGCUUGGGGAGUGCCUAUGAUUUUAACGAUUCUACUAAAUGUGUUAGAUCACGCAGGACUAGAGCGUUUUUCGUGGUUCAUGGUACCAAAUAUUAAAAAACAUGGAUGCUUUUUACUUGGAUAUGAAAGGCUACUUUACCUCGAUUUGCCGAGGCUGUUAUUGUUAAUAGGAAAUUGGUAUUUCUUUAUUAUAACGGCAUAUAAUAUAUGGGGAACCUUCAACGACACUAAAAUUCUAAACGAGUCUGCAUUGUCUUUAAAAAAACUGUUAUUAGUGUAUGUAAGACUAUCUGUUCUGAUGGGAAUUUCGUGGGUGCUAGAAAUAGUCGCACAAUACAUCUGCCCUAUUCCCCAUUUGCCCCUUUUCUAUGUGCCCCUUUCCUCGUGUGCCCCAUAUCAUAAGGGGCCGUUAUUAGUGUACGUAAAACUUUCUGUUCUGAUGGGAAUUUCGUGGGUGUUAGAAAUUGUCGCGCACCUCUUGCCGCCUUCACAUCUACAUCCAGUUUGGGUCGUGGUUGAUUUAUACAACGGGUUCAUUGGCGUCGGCUUCUUCAUGGUGCUCGUAUGCAAGAAGAAAAUAUGGAAUUCACUCCGACUAAGAUGGCAACACAAAGGCGCUUAUAAUACUGGUUAUUACUCGACUAGAUCUAAAUCAUCAAGAUUACAACAUACUCAAUAA
This is a messenger RNA of Pieris macdunnoughi, 1437 nucleotides long. The record is from the annotation of a GenBank genome assembly. Lineage: Eukaryota; Metazoa; Arthropoda; Insecta; Lepidoptera; Pieridae.